CAUAUAAACUUGAUUUUAUUCGAUUUUUAGCCAAAAAAUGAAUCAUUUAGUUAUUAAAAUUGUAUUAUUUUAUGUUCUGCCACGCCCUACGAACUUACAGCUCCUCAUUAAUGUCAAGAAUCAGGGUGGCGAUGUUAUGCAGGAGAACAUAACCGCGAACGUGUCUGAGGACACCAUCACCCUUGAGUUCCUGCGCCUCGACGGCGUGCACGUCUCACAGCUUGUUGAUUUCACCAAUGAAGUGGAAGCAAUGCGAGUGGUCAUACCAGGAGAAGAGGAGCUAAACCAGAUGGGCCACCAGACGUUGUGCUUCCUUACACAUGCUGCACAGGCCGACUUCAUCGCGCCUGAUGCCAUGGCCAAACUCAGACAGAAAAACCCGGGCACUGUGCGGGUGGCAGAAGAAGACAAAGGCUGGCGCCAGACGACAUCGACGGCGUGGGCCGGACGCGCGACGCGGCUGCUGUCGCCGGCGGCUGCGAGACAUUGCGCCGCUGCGCGCGACCGCGUCUUUUUGCGCGCUGCCGAUCUCGUGCGCUGGGCGCCCCGCCCAGGCCUCGAGCAAUCGUCAUACUCGUCAUCGGUGACGCCAUUCCCAGCGCACGCUCUGGCGUUGGAUGAAGCGGAGGGAGCGCCCGGCAUCCGCGCUUGCGUAGCUGAGACAGACGCCGCCAAGGAAUGUCAAUGUCAUGUAGAGGUAUGUGUAAACUGGUAUCCCUGUGGACUGAAGUACUGCAAGGGCAAACCACAAGGAGGUUUGAGCUACCGCUGCGGCAUUAAGACAUGUCAUCGCUGCUACCGUUACCACUUCUAUGUGCGGCGGCGAGACGGUUGCCUGUCCUAUACGUGACACCGCGCGCGUCGGCCCGCGCCGCCGCCGCCGCCGCCGCCGCCGCCACACGCGUCUUUCGCGUGCCAAAGUGUUUCUCUAGUCGCUUUAGUUUUGGCUUUCUCACUCAAAGACUAAACUUUAUUUUACUGUGACAAUACUUUAUAUUUUAUACAUAUUUUGCUACAUUAAGUAUAUAUAAGUGUAAGUGAACAAAAUAUUAAUAAAACGAA
Messenger RNA from Hyposmocoma kahamanoa, 1062 nucleotides. It is a transcript of the gene oaf, whose product is annotated as out at first protein. Bases 38 to 850 code for a protein of 270 amino acids. The record is from RefSeq and is a predicted model, not a curated record. NCBI's taxonomy places the organism in Eukaryota, Metazoa, Arthropoda, Insecta, Lepidoptera, Cosmopterigidae. The transcript is spliced from 6 exons.